Molecule: messenger RNA, 3518 nt
Organism: Gryllus bimaculatus (two-spotted cricket)
Lineage: Eukaryota; Metazoa; Arthropoda; Insecta; Orthoptera; Gryllidae
Source: the annotation of a GenBank genome assembly
UACUUUACUACUUCUAGUACAGUUACAAUAGGUUUGCAAACUCUUGGGAAUUACACCAGGAAAACAUACAAGACAAACAAUGCAUAAAUAGGUAUUUCAAAAACAAGGUGUCUAGUGCUUUCAUACUGUGAUGAGGGUCUCGUUAAAUCCAUUAAAAACUCUUCAAUUAGUAGCCAUUAGCUUUUUGUACAACUAAGUGAAAUAGUUCCAGUGGAUUUAUAAUAUUACAAUAAUUAACUUAAUUAAAAAAGGUAAAUGUGUUGAAUAAAUUUGCUUACAACAUCAUGAAGUUCUGUUGUUUCCAUAACUUCUUGAAAAUUUUUAUUCUCUGCUUCUAAAUGCUCUAAUAAAGCCUCCUGCUUCUUCGUAAACUCCAGAAGUUGUUUCUUUACACGUUCCAAUUCUGGUUUGUAUAAAGCUAGGAGACCUGUGGAAAGCUUCUCUACUCCCUGGGUAUUAAUCAGAGCUUUUUCACCACUUCCCUGAGCCUCUACAUUGCUAGCUUCUUCCAUUUUUCUUGCAAAUUUAAAUGCAACUGCUCUUACGAGUCAGUAACAUACCCUGAACGUGACUCAAAUAACAUGUGGUCAUCUGUCAAAUCCGGCAGCAGUCCCUGAGCAGCCGGCAGUUACUGGCUAGUGGCUCUACAGCAAAUGCACGCAGUAAAUCUCACACCAGCCAAUUAUCCGCAUUGCAUUGAAUGUUUAUAGAUUAUUCAAAUUGUGCGCACUCCUUGAAUUGAUAUGAUGCUCCAUGAAGACUCUUUGACAAAACUGUUCCGAUUUUCAUUUGAUAAUAAAACACAGUCGACCAAUCGUAAGAAAACAUGUAUGUUGGCACUGGUUGGCACUUAAAAGUUCCACACCGCGGCCGCGCACGACAGCUUCGUACUUGAAAGAUGGCUGCCGAAGUGAGGUGGCUAUGUUUUGUGGCAUUAAUCGCGUUUGACAUAUGCUUGGUUUUGGCGAGUGCACCGUUUAAAAGAUUUGAGUAUAAGUACAGCUUCAAGCCGCCAUACCUCGCACAAAAAGAUGGCACUGUUCCGUUUUGGGAGUACGGUGGAAAUGCUAUUGCUAGUGCUGAAAAUGUGAGAAUAGCGCCUUCUCUUCGCAGCCAGAAAGGUGCAAUAUGGACGAAGGCUAAAACUAACUUUGAUUGGUGGGAAGUUGAUGUUUUGUUCCGUGUUACUGGACGUGGUCGCAUUGGAGCAGAUGGCUUGGCCUUUUGGUACACCGAGACAAAAGGUGCUUAUGAUGGACCAGUUUUUGGUAGUUCUGACAAAUGGGUUGGUUUGGGAAUAUUCUUUGAUUCCUUUGAUAAUGACAACAAGCAUAAUAACCCCUACAUAAUGGCUAUAGUGAAUGACGGCACAAAGGAGUUUGAUCACCAAAAUGAUGGCACUACUCAGUUACUUGCAGGCUGUUUACGAGACUUCCGCAAUAAACCUUUCCCAACUCGAGCUCGAAUUGAAUAUUACAUGAACACACUCACUGUAAUGUGCUUACGGGUAGAUAAUGUGGUUUUACCAAAGACGGGACACUUUGGUCUGUCAGCUGCUACAGGAGGUUUAGCAGAUGAUCAUGAUGUUCUGCAUUUCCUGACUAGUAGCCUGCAUCCACCAGGGCAGGCACCCACAGCAGCACCAGCAGCACCCAGAGUCUCAGAAGAGGAGCAGCGGAAACUGAGUCAAGAAUAUGCAGACUAUCAACGAAAACUUGACAUGCAAAAAGAAGAAUAUCGUCGCGAACAUCCAGAAGCGGCUGGUCGACCUCAGGAUCCUGAUGCUGAUCCCGAUGUUUGGUUUGAAUCUGAUAGUCAGCGUGAGUUGCGUCAAAUCUUUACUGGCCAAAGCCAGAUGUUUGAAUCCUUGAGAGAGCUGAGCCGCAAACUCGACGAGGUAGUGGGUCGACAAGAGCGGGCUCUAUCACUUCUUGGCCAGUUGGGCACAGGAGGUCCAGCACCCCAACAACUUGGAGGUGCUCCUGGCCAGGUUCAGGUUGGAGAUACAAUACGGAGGCAUGAAGUGGAUGCUAUACUUAACAAUCAAAAUACCAUUCUUAGCACUGCUCGAGAACUCAGGACCUUUAUUAUGGAGGUACAUUCUCGUGCUGAUGCCAUCCUGCAGGCUCAGGGCAAAGGCACUGGGCAGGGAGCUGGGGCUGGGGCUGCCUUUGACUUGCAUACUCUAGCAGGGGAGCUGCGGGAUGGCUUAAAUGCUUUGAAGCGGGAUGCUGCUGCCCAGAGAACAGGAGGACCCCCUGCAGGAGGUUGUCCUGAUCCCCCAUCUUGCGUCCCACCUACUGUCUUCCUGAUUUGUGUGGUGGUACAACUCGUAAUCAUCCUGGGGACAGCAGAGAAGCGCAAGCAAAGAAAUUCUACUGAGAGGCCAGCAAGAGACCAGGAAGAGCUGGCUACUGGAGCUUAUUGUGCGAGUGUUUGAACUGAACUGGGAGUGUGUGUGGGGUGUCUAGUUGUAGGGGACUGUGUGAUAAAUUGCGUUGUACUUGCAUUCCUCUCCGUUCACAGAUCAAGCCACUCAUUUGUCCACUUCCAGGGCAUUGACUGUGACCAAAGGAGUUAUUAAUGUGGUGUGUGCAAUAUGUGAGAACUGGGUUAAAAAUAAAGUAUGUGUUCUAAUCUUAUGAAUUAUUUUAUUCUACCUGUGUUGACUUAUGCAUUACUUUCCACCACUUGUUAAAACAGACACACCAAACAAAAUGACUUAAAAUAGAUUAAAUAAUGCUUUGGACAUUAAACUGAAGAAUCGUUUACAACAGAAGUAAGUGGACGGUAGUAAUGUAACAAAAAGAAAGCAGAAGAUUUUGUUAACAAAUGAAAAAUAAGCAGCAAUGUUCCUUACUGAUAUGUUUUCAUUCCAUUGUGUGUUCUAAGUAUGUUUAUGAUUAAUAUUAAUAAUUUUUAUGAAUUCAAGAUUAGAAUGAAAUACAUUUAAUACGUGACUUUUUUUGUGAAUUGUAUAUGUCUUAAAGAAGUAGAAUUUAAUGUUUUAUUGUAUGAAAGAUUUUAUUAAUGUUUUAGUUGUGGGUUAAAAUGUAUACAAAUUUGACAGUCUGUUCUUGUCUUUGAAACAGUGUUUUACUUCAAUGUUUUGUGAUUCUGAUAUCUGGGUUCUGUGUGUUGGUGAAAGUGUUUAAAGAAAAAUAAAUAUGUUCUGUGAUUGUAAAUGAAUGUGCCUUGAACUGAAAACAAUGCCAGUGAGCCACAUCUGUGUAAUAUUCAAUGGUAAAUAUACAUUUCCUGAUUGUUGCUAUUGCUGGUUCGUACAAACUAGUAGCUAGCUUGGUUUGGUUUUCAAGACUACAAAAUUAUUGUCCGAGUAUAAUAAAAUAAUUAGAAUUUAUCAUUAGGUUUUAAGGUUGGUUAAACAAGUUUGUGUUGGUCCAAUUCCUGCAACUCCAGUAUGCAAAUUGAAAUUUAUUAAUGGUGGCAGCUACAAGCUAUUGGACACAUCUUACGUUGGUAUAAGAAGUUAUACAAUAAUUCAGUUUGGUAGAGUG